Empidonax traillii (willow flycatcher) is the source of this 709-nucleotide messenger RNA. RefSeq names its product MORN repeat containing 5 (gene MORN5). The transcript is spliced from 6 exons. The record is from RefSeq and is a predicted model, not a curated record. Lineage: Eukaryota; Metazoa; Chordata; Aves; Passeriformes; Tyrannidae. The coding region runs from base 42 to 563 and encodes 173 amino acids.
CUCGGGGGCGGGGCCUCGGCUGAGGGGGCGGGGCCGUUGCCAUGGGGACGGGACGCUCUGCCGGGGCCGCCAUGGAGCUGGUGGGGGAGCGGAUGGAGGGACACGGCUUCUACAAGCUGCCGACGGGCACCGAGUACCGGGGAGCGCUGUGGGACGGGAUGUUCCACGGCCAGGGAGAGCUGUUCUUCCCCAACGGCGGCAGAUACCGAGCGCUCUGGAUCCGCGGCAUCCCCACGCAGGGGAAAUUCGUUUUUGCAGAUGGUCUCGAAUACGAAGAAAAAAACUGGCAUUACUGCGAUGGCUACGACAGAAGAUUUUACACAGAAAUCUGUUCUGGUUUCAAACCACCAGGCAUUCCUCAGCUUACAAAUCUGGAUCCUCCCAGAACAAUCCCAGAAGGUUGUUAUGACUGUGGUGAUGGAUUCUAUAAUCCUGAAACCAGAGUUGUUGUUGACUACAAACUCAGAUUUCUAAGAAAUGCAGACGAUGAUGAGCAUGAAUGGAUCACUCGGACCUGCCGGAAAGCUGGGGGUGGAAGAGCUGAGCACAAACCGAAACCAUAAACCCGAUCUCGCUAGACAAUAAUAUUCCAGCAAAGCAGACAGGAGAUGAAUGCAAAUGACCUGAGAUAAGGUUUGGUUCAGUGGCAACAGUCAGUGUGAAAUAUGUUGUGAAACAAUGUAUUGAAUAAAUUAGAAGAUUUCUUACA